This is a messenger RNA of Piliocolobus tephrosceles (Ugandan red Colobus), 878 nucleotides long. RefSeq lists its product as uncharacterized. Lineage: Eukaryota; Metazoa; Chordata; Mammalia; Primates; Cercopithecidae. The record is from RefSeq and is a predicted model, not a curated record. Gene Ontology annotation, biological process: cell surface receptor signaling pathway. The coding region runs from base 93 to 845 and encodes 250 amino acids. The transcript has 2 exons. Gene Ontology annotation, cellular component: plasma membrane.
CUGUUCACUGGUGCAUUCAUCUUGAAUUUGACCAUCUGGGGAAUGGGCGUGGUCUCUCCUGACAAGAAGGCUCUGGGGCCCAGGCAGGGAGAAUGACAUCUCAGAAUGACUCCCUUGAGAGUCCUGUUGCCCUUUCAUCAAUGCACAGAACCAGAAGACCCCUCCGUCCUGUAGCACCUGCCAUGAGCAUUGACCUCCUGUGUUGUGUGGCCUUUUCUCUCCUGUGGACAGGUCUAGUGAAUGCUGGUGUCACUCAGACCCCAAAAUUCCAGGUCCUGAAGACAGGACAGAGCAUGACCAUGCAGUGUGCCCAGGAUAUGAACCAUGACUACAUGUACUGGUAUCGACAAGACCCAGGCAUGGGGCUGAGACUGAUUUAUUACUCAAUUACUGCUGGUAUCACUACCAAAGGAGAAGACUCCAAUGGCUACAAUGUCUCCAGAAUAAACACAGAGUAUUUCCUGCUCAGGCUGGAGUCGGCUGCUCCCUCCCAGACAUCUGUGUACUUCUGUGCCAGCAGUUACUCCACAGCGUUACAAGGCUGUCUCCUCUCCGCACAUGAAAGCAGGGAGGCUCUGCCCUCCUCCCCAACCCAAGACUCAGGGAUGACCUGGGCAGAGUUUUCUGGAACAGGAACCUUGGAACUCCAAGUGGCCCCAACUGGCCCAGAUAGUAUGAGCCUCGCUCUGUGCCAGGUGCCUCUGCAGGCAGUCUCAGGCAGGCCUGGGCUGAUCCCCGGUCCUCAGAUGUCUCCUUUGUUGCUCUCUCUGGUCUAUCCUCCAAGCUGUCCUUUAGGGGUUGGGCCAGGGCUCCCCCAGCUCCUACUUUUCAACUCAUCAUCCUGAGUCUGAGGCUCCCAGGAUGAAACAGGAUUUACA